UCCAUACUACCCCAUCCCUAUUUGUAAUGGCGGCCAAAAAUCAAUUUUGAAAUGUGACAGCGGGUAGAUUGCAUUGUUUGUCUCCAAAAGUCUCAAUAAAUUAAUAAUUUUUUAUGAAUUGUUAUUAAAUUUUAUAAUGGUAAAAGUUUAAAAACUAACAAAAGAAUAUACGGUUCUAUUUUAAUUAUGUCAUCUGCGUUACAACUAUUAUGGUCGAUGAUGUAAGAUUCACUAAGUAAAAUACUUAGUCUUGAGGAACGAGAGAACGUUUUUGCCGCGGAUCGCGUUAAGAUUCACUACGCCAUGGAAACUGAAGAAGGAACUGGUAAUCAUGAUAAGGAAGACCAGGAGAGUAGCUCUCAUACUACUCCGCAAGAACACCGGUCUUUUGCUGAAUUUGCGAAAGAUAAAUUAGAUAGCGCCGGAAGAGAGCUGCGUCGACGUCUUCCAAUGGCUGGACAACUUGGUGCACACCUGAUGCAUCCACGUCGCCUGCUGCUCCACUCAACACCUACCAACCACACGGAUGUUGUGCUUAUAUUCCCUAAAGGUCUUCCGGACAGCAUGCUCCUCUGGCUGCUGCAGAAGCUGCGCGGCAGCCGGCCUCGUCUCCAGGUGUGCGUGAGACAGCACGCAUCGGCGCAGUGCUCCGCCUUCUACAUCGCUGCUGAUGAUGACGUCUUGCUACAAACUGCCGAGGAGGUGCAUCUUCCAAAGUUAUUGAAGCCUGAAUUCGGUGGUGGAUAUAAAGAGUUCACAGUUCGAGAUAUGCAUUGUUUUCAAAAUGGUACAACAGCAUCAGAGUUAUUGAAUUCUCAAGAGCGAGGUGCGUUAGUGAAACAUGUGCUGGAGUCGGCGAGAGCGGAGCCCGGAGAUGAACACGCCUUGGAGCCCGCGCUCACUCUGAGACCCGGACAGAGUAUAGUGCCAGCGUGUGUGAGCCGGGGAGUGAUAGCGAGCAUGUUCCCCUUGCACGACAGAGCGGCUCUCGACAGCCUGCGAAAGAAAUGGGUUAAAACGCUUUUUACGCCGCAGCCGCUGGAUGAAAUAAGUGAAUAUUUCGGUGUGAAAAUAGCAAUGUAUUUCGCAUGGCUCGGUCAUUACACGCAAUCUCUCACGGUGCCCGCAGUUGUUGGUUUUAUAUUUUGGAUUUGGUUGGGAACAGCAAAUGAUAAUUGGAAGGAUAUUGCUCAUGUGUUAUUUUCUCUAUUCAAUGUGCUAUGGGCAUGUGUUUAUUUGGAGACUUGGAAAAGGUAUUCUAACGUGUUAGCGUACAGAUGGGGUACGUUGGAUCAAAGAGACGAAUUAUUAGUUGAACCGAGACCGUUAUUUCAGGGCGAGAUGGGCGUGAGUGCGGUGACGGGGCGGCCCGAGCCGCAGUACGCGGAUUGGUGGGAGAAUACGUUGGUGUACUUCAGUUGGAUCCCGCGCGCGCUGCUGGCCAUCAUCAUCGCGGUGGAGGAGGAGGUGUACGCCAGGAUCGCCAGGUGGCUCAACGAUAAAGAAAAUUAUCGACUAGAAACAAAAUAUGAAAAUCAUCUGAUUGUCAAAAUUGCAUUGUUUCAAUUUGUAAACUCGUUCAUGAGUUUGUUCUACAUUGCGUUUUAUCUUCAGGAUAUGGAUAAAUUGAAAGAGCAAUUAGCUGUAUUAUUAAUAACGAGGCAAAUAAUUGGUAAUCUAAAGGAAUCAGCUCUUCCAUAUCUUAUAGAGAAUUUAAGAUUGGCAAAAAUAUGUGUUGAUGUGUUUGGUGCUAUAAGUCCCAGCAAAAUACCUUCAUCAUCACAAAUGACGGAGUUGUUCGAGAAGCGCAGCGGCGACGCAGCGCCGAUAGCAAAUGGUACUGACAGAGAUGUGGACAGGGAAUCAGAGCCCGCGACCGGACAGAAAGUCAUACAUCAAGCGGAACUUGAAUCACAGCUGUUUAAGCACGCGAUGGAGGCGCUGGUGGCGGUGGCGGUGCUGGUGAACUGCGCGCUCAUCGGGCUGUCGGGGCCCGUGCACCGCCUGCUGCCCGACGCCACGCCCGCGCAGACGAUACUCGUCAUUGUUGCCUUGGAGCACGUGGUGCUGGUCAUAGUGUUCGCGCUGCGUAUCGCCAUCCCCGAGAUCCCGGGCUGGCUGGCCACCGAGAUGGCCAAGGUCGAGUUCCAGAGACGAGAGGCCAUUAAAAACGCACACGCACCACUUUUGUCGGAGUGCCCGAGCCAGGAGGAGGUGCGGACGAGCUCGGCCACGCCCACCACGCCGCGCCCCGACAAGAACAAGAAGCUCUUCAUAGGCAAGAUACCUGAAAUACCGCCCUUCAGACCGAAAGCAGCUUCGAUAACUGAACCAGCGGUGACUACGGGGUCCUUGCAAAUGUUACAAGAUGUCAGUCCAACGAAACCUGUUAGACGUAAGACUUUGCCUGCGCCGAUGUUGGGCGGCGAGCUGUCUCUCAUACCGAUAGAACAACUUAUACAAGUGGAGGACGUCAAGCCGCGACAGGUCACGUAA
Papilio polytes (common Mormon) is the source of this 2496-nucleotide messenger RNA. RefSeq names its product anoctamin-8-like (gene wwk). The transcript has 20 exons. Gene Ontology annotation, molecular function: chloride channel activity. The coding region runs from base 304 to 2496 and encodes 730 amino acids. Gene Ontology annotation, biological process: chloride transmembrane transport. NCBI's taxonomy places the organism in Eukaryota, Metazoa, Arthropoda, Insecta, Lepidoptera, Papilionidae. Gene Ontology annotation, cellular component: plasma membrane. The record is from RefSeq and is a predicted model, not a curated record.